Messenger RNA from Phytomonas sp. Hart1, 2790 nucleotides. Lineage: Eukaryota; Euglenozoa; Kinetoplastea; Trypanosomatida; Trypanosomatidae. The record is from the annotation of a GenBank genome assembly.
AUGUAUCAGAUGAUGGAGUGGACAAUGCUUGAAGCAUCACUAUUGUCCAACAACGGUAACAGCCCUGAGGUCUCAUCUGUUGGAUCCUCCAUCACUACUUAUCACAAACGAUGUAUAAAAAAUCAAAAUUUUAUCCAUCUCAAAGAACACUUGUUGGGUGCUGAGGAACCGGUUAGCACUACACAAGCAAAUCGGCUCACACGAGGCCUGUCGAUGCAGCCCCUACCGCCUUCCCACAGCUCCCCCUCUGAAGGAGUGCAACUCCCUGUUCUCGGUUUCCCUAUGCCAGAUCAUGAAAGCAAGGAUAUCGUACUCACCACGGUAAUGGUGCCAAUGCCACAACCCACCACCAAUCCCCUCAAUUAUCCACAUUUAAUCUUUAAUUAUUACAAAUCUCAACAACAAUUGAUAUUGAACAAUAAUCACACGCAUCAGCCCCAACCACUCGCUUCUAAAUGGUUGGGAGGCACUAUACCCAUCAUGGCUGAAUCUCCGGUAGCGUGUGAUCCCAUAAACAGGACGUUGUCGAGCGAAAGAACGUGUUUGGAUACAGAAUCCAUUCAUGCCACAAUGCGCAAUAACUAUGACAGUCAAGAAAGCCCCCACUUAUGCCACUCUCCAACGGAAAACUCGAUUUCCAACAUCUCCACAAUCAAUAUUGGAUCCCUUUGGAAUCUCAGUGAUAGUUCGAGCCACCUGCUGAGCCACACCACUUUCUACCGAGCUACCGAGAUGCUAGCCCGAUCGAGUGCCUCUCCAUCCCCGUCGAUAGUCAACACUCAACCACCAUCUCCUUAUGGACGAUAUGAUGUCAACACCAUCGAACAUUACACCCACCCAAACCGUACCAAUGAGCCAUCACGUUCACUCUCCAGGACGCGGUAUUCCGCCUGUUCUUCUCAACCAUCCCAACUAGAGGGGGGUGGGUGGGUGGAGUACUCCCAUCGAUGCUCGCGAGAAGGUCCCAGGGCCCAGGGGGGGAUGGUUUUCCCUCCCGACUCCACACGUCCAAAAAGGGAUGUGCUGAUGGGGAAUGGGUUCCUGCCGGAUUCCCCACGCGGGGCCGAUGGGGAAAGUCCAUCCCCGUCUUGCUUGCGGUCCUCUUGGUGGGGUCGUAGGGGGUUGGAGUGGGCGCCGCGUGGGAGGCCCCUGUCCUUGAGCCCUAGCCGUCCUCAGUCUUAUAGCCGGACGCCGUCACGGGGCCGACCUCCACGGACGGGCCGCUGUAACAGCCAUUGGGACUCGUUCCUGAGUCGGUUUCAGUGCACUCCGCGGGCUUUGGGAAGUCCCUGGAGAAAUGAACAAGGGGUGUGCCACGUGCGAGAGGGCGGUUCUGAGGACCCAAGUCACUGCACUGUGAGAACAGAGGCCUCGUUACCGGUUGCGAAUUGUCCUCCAUUGAUCAUGAAUGGCAUGUUUUUUUAUGAUGAAAUGACAAAGCUGUCGUUAGUUUUGUCGCCUACAUUAAUUAAUUCAACUUCAAUGCGGACGGUAGUCGCCAUGGCGGAUGAUUAUGCGGUCGGGCCGAAACAACAAAGUGAGUUGCCUUCCCCCGUGGAUUUGGAGCUGGACUUUAGCGGUAGGAGGAUAGAGAAUGGUGACCAUAAGGAAGGCGAUAAGUGUCGGGACCUAGUGCUGGGAGUCUAUCAGCCUUCAUAUGAUUGUCACGUAGAAAUCAUUCACAAUAAAGAUCACCAAGGGACGGUAUGCGGUACCGUAAUUGCUCCUAAUCCACCGAACCACACCACUCAUAUUGGCGUUUCUUUGGGUCAUCAAGUACACAAAGACAAGGUGGUGACUGUAGUGUGUAAUAGAGAACGAAAAGAAAUCGAUGAGGUAGAUACAAAGGGUGAAAUGACCUAUGACCAUGGUGUGAAUACUCUUUUCGAAGGGUUUCAGUCGCCACGACAACCGAUAUUACUGCGAAGCAGCGGGGAUGGUGAAGUGCGAACUGACUGUAUGCCAUCACCACCCAAGCCGUCAUCAUAUCACAUUUCUAAUUACUUAGAUCAUAAUGUGGAAAAGCGUAGUAACAGUUGUGAGUACAAAAAAACAACAUCUGGUAUCAACUUGGAGGAACCCAGCAAUCCUUUUUUAUCAUUGUACAGUGAGCACGUGUGGGGUCGCCGGUGGCAUCAAAUGGAGAAGUAUCAGAGUCAAUUAGAAACGAUGAAUGAAUAUUUAUCACCUUCAGGGUCACUUCACCUUUUUCAUAAAGUCUCGCGUUUCACCGGAUCGAAUGACAUUAUGACAGCCACACGAUCAAUAUCAGACGCGGCAAAGAAACGAUCGUUAUCGAGGACACCGUUGCCAUCCCCUAGAGAUUUUAUUACCCCAAACUCAAUGUUGAUCACGUUUCCAUCCGUUAACAAAGAUGAAACGGUGGAGGCGGGUGAAAAAAAUAGGUCCUCCUCUUUUUUAUUUUCUUCCGCAUCGAGUGAACGUAUUGACGAUUUGGUUCUUAUUAAACCACACCACGUUUCCAUUCGCUAUAAUUCUUUCUUUGUGGAAAAUAAGAUGCUCAGGGCUAGCGGCAGCGUUAGUAGGCAGCGACUGUCAUGGGCCCCAUGGAAACAUAAUCACUGUGUGGUUAAUUCCCUAUGUCGACCUCAUCAAAGCAAUGGUGAGAGGUCUUCUGCUCCCUCAUCACACACACCUUUUGCGCAGCAGCUUUUUGAAGAUAUCAGUGAUUGCCAUUCACGGGCAUCUUCCGCGAGGUGUUGGUCUACCUCGAGGUACGCGUUAGACAUUUCAACUAGGGCCGAUAGCACUGUGGAGAGUGGAGAGUGA